AGCGCUCUCUGGCAACCUCAGUCCCUUCUGCCCGUGCUGGUGCUAAUGGCAACAUGAAGAGAAACAUGUCGGCGUUCGCUUUCUAUAAAACAGCCGCGAAACAGUCUGAACAGACGCAGGUUUCUGCUCCGCAGGUCAAGAAGAAGAAAAGAAAGGAGAAUGGCGCAGCACCGGCUGUGACGGCCAAGAAAAAAAAGAUGAAAAAGGGCCCCGUGGACAAAAAGAUGAUGGAGCAGGAGAACCAGGAGCGAAGUAGCGACAGACAGCAGUGUCCAUCAAACGGGACUGGAGGAGUGGGUGCUGAGGUGCUUCACGCGCUCCUCACCGACCUGACGAAAGUCAACAACAGCAGGGAGAGAGCCAGCCGGCUGUUUCAGUGGCUGAUCUGUCCAAAUCAAGACAAAACCUUCUUUAGAGACUGUUGGGAGAAGAAGCCGCUGUUGAUCAGACGCCAGAAUCCAGACUAUUACCAGGGACUUUUCUCAACAGCUGAGUUUGAUCGCAUUUUAAGAACUGAUGAUGUCCAGUAUGGAGUCAACCUUGAUGUGACGAGCUACACAAACGGCAAAAGAGAGACACACAAUCCUCCUGGAAGGGCUCUGCCGUACACAGUGUGGGAUUUCUAUGAGAGUGGAUGCUCUCUCCGCAUGCUGAACCCUCAGGCUUUCUCUUCCACUGUAUGGAACGUUCUGUCCAUCCUGCAGGAGAAGUUCGGGAGCAUGGCAGGAGCCAAUGUGUAUCUGACUCCAGCAGGAACACAAGGCUUUGCUCCUCAUUAUGAUGAUAUAGAAGCAUUUAUUGUGCAGUUAGAAGGGAAGAAACACUGGAGAGUGUAUAACCCACGGUCCAAAGAUGAAGCUUUGCCUCUCGUGCCGAGUCCUAAUUUCAGUCAGGCAGAGAUUGGGAAGCCCAUACUGGACGUUGUUCUGGAAGCGGGUGACCUGCUGUAUUUACCCAGAGGUUUCAUUCACCAGGGUGACUGUCUGCCCGACGCUCACUCGCUGCACAUCACCAUCUCCUCCUUCCAGAGGAACAGCUGGGGUGACCUUCUCCUCAAGGUCAUGCCGGCAGCUUUGGAAAUGGCGAUGGAGGAAGACGUGGAGUUUCGAAAGGGUCUGCCGAUUGAUUACCUCACUUUCAUGGGGGUACAGAACUCUGACAAGGAGGAUCCACGCAGAGAUACAUUUGUGUCCCACGUGGAGGGCUUGAUAAAGAAGCUCAUGUCGUACGCUCCAGUGGACGCUGCUGUGGAUCAGAAAGCCAGAGAAUUCCUCCAUGACUGUCUUCCACCUGCGCUUUCUGAAGAGGAGAAAAGCAGUAGUGUGUAUGGAGCGUCUGCUCGGUGGGAGGAUGGAGAAGCUGUGGAUGUGGCUGUACGUAUGAAGGGUCAGACCAAAAUCAGACUCAUCCGGGCAGGAGUUGCCAGACUGUGCAGUGAUGGAGAGGCUGUUCAUCUUUACUACACAACGGAGAACUCUAGAGUUUACCAUAAAGAGGAACCCAAGAGCAUUGAGAUUAAAGCAGAGCACACAGACGCUGUGGAGUUCCUGAUCCACAAUUACCCAAAAUUUGUCGCAGUGGCUAGUUUACCGUGCGACUCCGCAGAAGACAAGGUAUCAUUGGCGGAAUUGCUGUUUGAGAAAGGAAUAAUCCACACGUCUGAACCUUUGACGACCAAAUGAAGUUCAUUUGUUGGCUAUAAAUGAAAUGUGAUCAGAAAAAAAACUGUUCUAACUUGUUCUCUGUUAUGAAAAAAAAGUACUGCCAUUUCAGUGAAAUAAGAAUGUAAGAAUAAAAUUCAGCAUAUUUGAUGCA
Pygocentrus nattereri (red-bellied piranha) is the source of this 1815-nucleotide messenger RNA. RefSeq names its product ribosomal oxygenase 1 (gene riox1). The record is from RefSeq and is a predicted model, not a curated record. NCBI's taxonomy places the organism in Eukaryota, Metazoa, Chordata, Actinopteri, Characiformes, Serrasalmidae. The transcript is spliced from 15 exons. Gene Ontology annotation, cellular component: nucleolus. The coding region runs from base 54 to 1682 and encodes 542 amino acids. Gene Ontology annotation, molecular function: histone H3K4 demethylase activity; histone H3K36 demethylase activity.